GAAUAUAAAGAUGGAAGGAAGAGACCCAUCGCGAGAGUGUUGUUCAUGAAAUCGCGAAGUUAAGCUUGUGCAUCUACUUUCCUCAGUACUUUCGGUGUGGAGCUUGUCUUCAUUUUUUUUUUGUGGAACGCACUCCAAAAAAGGGAGCCCAAGAUGAAGAAAUUACUAUCGACGGCCCUAAUACUGGUCUUUUUUGCCGCAUUGGUCGCCGCUUUUGGUGGCAGCGAAGACAAGUUCAUCAAAAAGUACGCCAUGAUGAAGAUUUAUGAGAGUUGCUUCGGUUCAGAAGUUGUCAAGCAGAUCAGAAAAGAAAUGAAAGCGGCUUGUGCCAAAUGUGCAUCUUUCGAGACGCCACAGAUGGCCCUGCCCACAGAGAGACCUUUACCUACCAACAUGCCACCUCAAGAAAUGCCCCAUGAGAGUGGUAACACACUGUAUCAGCAACAACCGUUCGAUCAAGAGAAACUUAACCAAGCCAUUUUAGCCUACAGACCGAAUCCGUUUGGUGCACCUCAGUACAGACCUUACUCCCCAGUCUCUGGAUUUUACCCCUUCAACAACCCCAUGUACCAGGCACCUUUCUUAUAUCCUGGCUAUCAGCAACCUGGACAAUUUUCUCCAUAUUCAUUCCCUAUGGUUGGGCAACCUUACCUCGGGAACAACAGAAUUUCGAGGAAUUUGGAUGUCCGAAGUCAAUUGGAAGCUUUAACUUCAAGAAUGAGCGGAAGGGUAAAGAAUGUCACAUGCGUAAUGCAGGAGUUGGGCUAUUUGGAUGAUAACUUGGAGCCAAAUUACCUCAAAAUAAGCGAGAGAAUCAACAAUUUGCCAGUAUCUGAAGAACUGAGAAGGGAUAUGUUGGAUGGCAUUCAGUUUUGCCAAGAAUUUUCGCAAUGCGUCCCAGAAAUAAAGAAAGAAAGGGCUCCUCUGUCCAGAGAACUAAUCAGGCCAAUGUUCUUCUUCAAAUGCUACAAGCACAAGAAACUUGAGGCUUGCGUCAUGAAGGACGUGAGAGAAAAAUAUGCAGGAGUCACUGAUGAAGAUCUAGAUGACGAUGUUGAAAUUCGCAGACAAGCCAAGGACCUGAAAUCAGGACACGAGGAAGACUUGGAUAGUCUUGCUACUGAUAUCUAUGGAUUUUUAUACGGAAGUGAUAGUAGUUUAGAUUUAGACAGUCUCUUGUAGGAUAUAAGUACACGAAUUCUCUUCAUUAUUAGGUGCCAAAUUGCUUUUUAUUGUAACAAUUAUAAUUUAAUUUUCAGAGAUGAUGAUGAUCUCCAAAACUAUUUAUAUUAUGUACUAAGUAUAUAAAGAAUUAUUUGAAUUUUGACUGUAAAAUAUCGACUUCGCAGAUAUUUCACUGUUGAAAUUUGAAUUGGGUGGAAUAUGGAAAUUCAAUAAAGAACUUAAAGCCA
Messenger RNA from Harmonia axyridis, 1412 nucleotides. RefSeq lists its product as uncharacterized. The transcript has 6 exons. Bases 154 to 1182 code for a protein of 342 amino acids. The record is from RefSeq and is a predicted model, not a curated record. Lineage: Eukaryota; Metazoa; Arthropoda; Insecta; Coleoptera; Coccinellidae.